Platichthys flesus (European flounder) is the source of this 4140-nucleotide messenger RNA. It is a transcript of the gene tnfsf10l, whose product is annotated as TNF superfamily member 10, like. The coding region runs from base 602 to 1582 and encodes 326 amino acids. The record is from RefSeq and is a predicted model, not a curated record. Gene Ontology annotation, molecular function: tumor necrosis factor receptor binding. Lineage: Eukaryota; Metazoa; Chordata; Actinopteri; Pleuronectiformes; Pleuronectidae. Gene Ontology annotation, cellular component: membrane. Gene Ontology annotation, biological process: immune response. The transcript has 7 exons.
UCGGAAUGUUUUUCUGUUGGCAAUGUGUGUGUGCGUGUGUGUGAGGGAGAGAGAGAGAGAGAGAGAGAGAGAGAGAGAGAGAGAGAAUUGAUUCUAUAUAUUUCAAAAAUGUUGCUCUUUAUGUUUUCUUUUGGAGGGUGACGCACAAAGUCUGGAGGUCGAAUCUCAGCCACAUUCUAUUGAACUGCAAAUAGUUAAUAAUAGACACAGAGAAAACGAGGGAGAGAGAGAGGGAGAGAGAGAGAGAGAGAGAGAGAGAGAGAGAGAGCAUUCCUCCAACGCUCCAGGGUGAUGAAUAGGGUAACCCUGCCCCUCUGAGCAGCUCCUCUCUCUCCUGCAGCUCCUCAGUCCAUCGCUGCUGCUGCCUCCUCCACCAGCUCCUCCACCAGCUCCUCCACCAGCUCCUCCAGCAGCUGCGCGCUCCUCGGACAUGGACGCGUCCCGACUUUGACUCCUUCUCCUGCAGCGAAGUGUGCACAGCUCAGGCGGCCGCGGACGCAUGGGGAUCUAACCCCGGGCGCGUCAGUCGGUCAGCUCCGCGGAAGGCUCGUGGUUUGGCCCCUCGUCGUUCUCUGGUCUCCACUCAUGCGUCGGGAAUGCCAUGGCCACUCCGAGCGCACAGCAGCAGCAGGAUUACUUCAGGUCCGUGAGCAGCGAGUCCACCACCUACAUGAUGGUGCCGGCCGCCGGGCCGAGGGGGCCGGGGGGGCGCAAGGAGGCGCCGUCCAAGAUGUGGGUGGCCAUGGUGGUGAUAGUGGUGGUGGUGCUGCAGAUCGCCUCCACCACCGGGCUCUUUGUCUACCUGAACAUGUCCAUCUCGGAGGUGCGUAGCCAGGGCGUCACGGAGGAGCUGAAGUGCCUGAGUUUGCUCAACGCUCUGGACAAGGACCAGGACAUCCCGGACCAGCUGGCCCAGCUCUUUGGAGAGCCCUGCAUCAAACUGGCCGAGGGCAUCAAGGCGUACAUCUCCAAGGUGACGGAGAACAUCAUCUCCAAACAAACCUUCAUAGAGGCGAGAACGAUGCCUCGCACCUUCAACAACUCGGGGACAAAGUUCAUGACCUCGGUGGCCCAGAGGCCGUCGGCCCACUUGACCCUCAGGGACACCAGCUCCCAAGCGGGGUUCCCUCCGUUACAGAUCCCCACGGCCGGGCUCCACCAGUCCUGUCGCCACGUCGUCCGCUCCUGGGCCAAUCAGAGCUUCGGCGCUCACCUGCACAACAUGACCCUGACCAAUGGGAAGCUGCGAGUGCCUCAGGAUGGGCGGUACUACCUUUACUCACAGGUGUAUUUCCGUUACCCGUCCCCAGCAGCCGGGGACGGGGACCAGCGCAGCGUCAGCCACCAGCUGGUGCAGUGCGUCUACAAGAAGACGUCCUACCCGAGCCCCAUCCAGCUGCUGAAGGGGGUCGGGACCAAGUGCUGGGCUCCGGACGCCGAGUACGCCCUGCACUCCGUCUACCAGGGGGGGCUGUUCGAGCUGCGGGCCGGGGACGAGCUCUUCGUGUCCGUCUCCUCGCCCACGAUGGUCAACGCCGACGACUCCUCCAGCUACUUCGGCGCCUUCCGCCUGGACCUCUGAGAGGAAGCGAGGGAACGAGCAGAAGAGAGGACGGAUGGAUAAACGAGGGCUGGAGACAAUGAGCUGGAGGCCGUUUGAGUAAUCCGCUGAUUGGAAAUAAAAGACACAAGUUGCGUGGAUCUUGGAUCUACGAUGUCUGCAUCAACAGAUCCGAUGAAGGACGGAAGGAUUGGUGUUUGAUGAAGAGGAGGAGGGGGCAACACGGGAAAUAUAGAAAUAGUUGAUUUGUCUUCAUAACUCUGUGAAGAGAGAGACCCACCGGCCGAGAGCAAGAAAUACAUAAACACAUCGAUUCAUUGUGGAUUUUUCAGGAGGGCAGUUUCCCUGUGUGUGUCCAAAAAGCGACAAACAUCCAAUUCUGCAUUUGUUGACAAUCGGCCAUAACAAUUGACCCCCCCCCCCCCCCCACACACACACACACACCGCUGCCUGUAUCGCAAAUUAACACACAAACCCCGAUCGAUGCAUCAACCGCCUUUAUCGCAGGAAGCAAUCGAACCCUGAGAUUUGGAUUGCAGACCGAAGAAUGUACACCCCCCCCCCCCCCCCCCCACCCCCCGCAUCAAAGACGGGAGGAAAGCCUGGAGCAGGAGAAAAUCAAACGAUCAAACCAAAGCAGAAUAAAAUGUGGGAUAUAGCUUUUGCAGCGUGCCAUGAGAGGACUGUACAUACGUGAAUGAACUGAGGUGAUUUUCUUUUUUUAAAAAUGAUUCUGAUGAACUUUGACGGGACUUAAGAAAAGAACCACUCGGGAGCUUUCAGAGGAUUUUUCAACGCGCAACACUAGAACUGUGGAUUUCUUAAAAAGGAUGAGAGGAAGUCACGCUGCCUCUUUGAACUGUGAGGGGGGGGGGGGGGGUUCUGCAAGGAAAGCAGAAAGGGAAACAAGGAGGAGGAAGAGGGGGAGAAUGAGCCCGGGAGAGGAAGAUGAGAGAGAUAGAAAGAGAGAGAGAGAGAGAGAGAGGUAUGCAGCCUGGCCAGUCGGUGUUGUUGCAGUCCUCUCUCGCUCGCUCACUUCGCCUCGUGCUCUCUCUCUCUCCUCUUUCGUUCCACAGAAAGAAUGUUUGUGAUCGAUGUCGUCUUUCCUGUCGAACCUGUGAAGCUGCACUUUGCGUCAUUUUGAGGAUCAGUUACGCAACGGAAACACAAACAAAGGUGUGAGGAAGGUGAGAUUAAACGCUCAUAGCUUCGUCGCACAAACACUGAGAGUGGGGGGGGUUUCUCUUUAGACCUGGAGCUCACGUUGUGUCAACAGAAAUCGUAAAGCCGGUGAGACGUCAUUGAAAAUAACUCUGGGGAAAUGGAGCAGAGCGAUUUGGAUAUUUUGCAAAACAAUAAAAACUUUCUUAAGACACUAAAACAACAAACACUCUCCAAAGGUCUUCAGCUGAUCAUUGAAGUAGACUUCAGCGCCACCUACUGGCCCAGCCCGGCUGUUUGAGCAGAAUGAGGCGACCACGGGAUCGAGCCUUAAACUUUCAACCACCAGCUCCUCAAGUGCCUCAACAUCCAACUCACCACCGUGUGACCACUGUGAACUUUAGAAGUUAGUUACACUCGUGGUCAGGUUUCAAACAGCUGCUGACCCAGGACCUGCAGGUGUCUGCCCCCCCCACACACACACACACACACACAUGUGCUGCAAACAUGGAGCAUCAAGUCGCUCGGUUUGUCAGGUGAACGCAGACGGAGAAGUUUAUCUGUGGACAUAAACCACAGCGCCGCCGGCACACGCCUCUUUCUUUAUCCUCCUCUGACACACACACUCGAGCGCACAUGUGUGCACGCACAAAGCAGAUAACACACAUCGGAUCACACAACGUCCAUCAGCCGGUGUCGUGUCCUGUGUGGGGAGACGAACAAACAAACCCCCUGUGCCACGUGAUGGUCGAGGGUGAUCGGUAGGAGGCGUGCAGGGAGUGUGUGUGUGUGUCUGUGUGUGUGUGUCUGUGUGUCUGUGUGUGUGUGUGCACUUUCAGUACAUGUUUGUUCAAAGGGCUCGGUUCACACGGACAUCUCCGAGUCAAACUAAUCCACGCACACACCUUUCAUUGUUUGUGUACGGAACCUUCACUUGGGGGUGAAUUGGUUUUUAAUCAGGUGACGUCCCGGCUGAGCCGAUCCUCCACGUUCCACCUGCCGCGCUCACGUUUCACCGCUUGUUGUCAAAACACACAAAGCUUGUUUUUUAUGCUCAACGAGGACAAAUUUUCAUUUUGCAUUUGAUUGCUGUCUUAGCUGCUUUCUGUUAGUGUGAGUCGCUGGGUGGGUCCACCGGCUCGUGGUUCUGCCGGGCCUCCUUCCAGCCCGGCUCCACCGUGAACCCGGCUCUUAAUCUCUGUAUUUUCCAGAUCAACACUCCGACGGGCCUUUUUCUUUUCCUUUGCACUCCAACCCAAACAAAGGGUUUGUUGAAACAGGUCCAGCAGCGUGAACCCCGGACCAGCGGGAAAACUCUGCAAUGAAUGUGUAUGAGCAGUGUUUGAACUGGACAGUUGUGUAGCUGUGAAUAUGUGUAGCACAUUGUUGCAAAGAAAAUAAACAAAUAUCUGAACUUU